Nerophis ophidion (straightnose pipefish) is the source of this 6410-nucleotide messenger RNA. RefSeq lists its product as uncharacterized. The record is from RefSeq and is a predicted model, not a curated record. The transcript is spliced from 3 exons. Lineage: Eukaryota; Metazoa; Chordata; Actinopteri; Syngnathiformes; Syngnathidae. The coding region runs from base 201 to 1550 and encodes 449 amino acids.
CUGAGGUGGCAUCUCAAACUGUUACCGGGAGGGCAUUCCAGAGUACUGGAGCCCGAAAUGAAAACGCUCUAUAGCCCGCAGACUUUUUUUGGGCUUUGGGGAUCACUAAUAAGAAAAUCGCCCCCGCUUGCUUUGAUUUUUCAGUGUGCGGCCCUCAGUGGAAAAAGUUUGGACACCCCUGCACUUUUUGUCCAUCGGCUAUGUGCCUCCCAAACGCCAGAUGGCGCCGUGCUCCUUUUGUCCAUUGGAGCGCUUUUCUUUUCCUGCCGGCCUGUGACGUCAGGUGUCAAGGUAGCACCGGAUGUAAGAAUGGAGGCCGCCGCGCAGUACUUGUGGUGUGUCUUGUGCGCCUUGGUGCUGCUCCACAGCCGCGUCACCAUGGCGACCACAGCAGGCAGCAGCAGACAAUGAUCGUGCAGUCCGCCAUGAACAUGACUUCCGCCUCCAAGCACACUUUAGCCGGCGUCCUGGCCAAGUCUUCGCGGCGAUGCUGGAUGCGCGUCCGGAGCAAGGAGUGGUGGGAGAGGGUGGUGCUGAAGGACUUCUCCGACGCCGAAUGGAGGGACACUUUCCGCAUGUCGCGGGCCUCCUUCCACAAGCUGUGCGGCUUAAUGGACGGACUUCUCAGGUCCGAGGCCAGGACCGUCCGCGCGCCGAUACCACUGCCGAUGCGCGUCGCUAUCGUCCUCUACAAGCUGGCCGGCUGCGCCAGGUACAAAGUGGUCGGCGUCCACAAGUGCACCGUCAUCAACUUUGUCUACUCCUUCUGCAAGGGCAUGACCUCCUCCGCCAUCCACGCACUCAUCUCCGUGCCCACGGCGGCGGAGGCCCGACGUAUCGCGCAUGGAUUCCAGCGGAAGUCCAACAUUCCUCAGAUCCUGGGCUGCAUCGGCGGCACGCACGUCCCGGUCUUACCUCCCGGCGACAGCUUCAAGGAGUUUACCAACCGCGAAGGAUGGCCUUCCUGUGUGCUUCAAGCCGUGGUGGACGACACGUAUGGGUUUUGGAACAUCAACUGCAAGAUGCCAGGAGGUGCACAUGAUGCCAAGGUCCUCAAGCAAUCAGCCUUAUUUGCUCUGGCACAUCACUUACCUAAGGAACCUCGAGAGAUCAGCAGAACUACAGUCAACCUUUUCCUCCUGGGUGAUCCUGCCUACCCUCUUUUGGACUGGCUCAUCAAGGACUACGUCCGUUCCCCAAAUAUGACUCCGGAACAGGAGUCCUUUAACGCUUACUUAAGUUCUGCCAGGACAACCGUGGAGAUCGCCUUCGGCAGACUCAAGUCCCGCUGGAAGGUCUUACUCCAAAGGAGCGACUUUCACUAUACCUUCACGCCCCACGUGGUGGCCACCUGUUGCGCCUUGCACAAUUUUUGCGAAAACGAAAGCAUCAACCCGGCUUGGAUAGACGAAGCGGCAGUUUUAGAACAGGAGCUGCCCCAGCCGGGGAUGUCUUGGUACCACGCAGCCGACUGUGCGGACGGUCAGACUGUGCGUCUGGCUUUAACGGAAUACUUGAAAUCCAACUUUCCUCUGCGACGGCACGAAUGACCGUGUCUCAGUUCACACUGGUGAGGAACAAAGACAUGUUGGACAUGUCUGGAGAUCAUCCGGGUCAUUGGAAUCAUUCCAGUUCACCCAAAAGUUCUACAUUUUAGAUGUGGAGUUUCCCCAAAGAGCCGCAUGGAAGGUGUGCUGGCAAAAGGUUGUAUUCACCUGACGUCAUGUCCGGCUCAGUAAGUAUGUGAGGCUUGAAGUGGUGGGCCAGCGAGUGUUCUGGGCGGCAUUGUGCCUUUCUCCAAGAAAAAUGCGCUAGGCUGGCACUGUCUAUGAAUGUUCUCAAUUAUCCAGGUCAUUGGAACCUCAGGGCAUUCAGUCGCUCGCAACUGGACUGUUUGGUUUCAUUGGUCUGUGAGCACGAACUGAUGAAGCCUACUGAGGUAUUGGCACCAGCCGCUGGACUAGACCUGACAAAUCUAAGUCUAAGACUAGAUCUGACCAAUCCAAGUCUAUGAUCAUGAGCUGAUGAAGCCUACUGAGGUAUUGGCACCAGCCACAAGACUAGAUCUGACCAAAUCUAAGUCUAAGACUAGAUCUGACCAAUCUAAGUCUAUUAUCAUGAACUGAUGAGGCCUACUGAGGUAUUGGCACCAGCCGCUGGACUAGACCUGACAAAUCUAAGUCUAAGACUAGAUCUGACCAAUCCAAGUCUAUGAUCAUGAGCUGAUGAAGCCUACUGAGGUAUUGGCACCAGCCACAAGACUAGAUCUGACCAAAUCUAAGUCUAAGACUAGAUCUGACCAAUCUAAGUCUAUUAUCAUGAACUGAUGAAGCCUACUGAGGUAUUGGCACCAGCCGCAAGACUAGAUCUGACCAAAAACUAAUUCUAAGACUUGAUCUGAUCAAUGUAAGUCUAUGAGAAUAAACUGAUGAAGCCUACUGAGGUAUUGACACCAGCCGCAAGACGAGAUCUGACUAAGUCUAAGACUUGAUCUGAUCAAUUUAAGUCUAUGAGAAUAAACUGAUGAAGCCUAAUGAGGUAUUGACACCAGCCGCAAGACUAGACCUGACAAGUCUAAGACUAGAUCUGACCAAUCUAAGUCUAUGAUCAUGAGCUGAUGAGGCCUACUGAGGUAUUGACACCAGUGUUAAUUUUGACAACAAAUUUGAUUUAGUUUUAGUCGUAGUCUUUUGACUAAAAGGUAAUUUAGUUUUAGUCAUAAUUUAGUUAUUUAAAUUGUUUUAGUCUAGUUUUAGUUGACAAAAUAUCAUAAGAUUAUAAUCGACGAAAACUACAGUAGAUUUAGUCGACUAAAGGUAAUAUGUAAACUUUCCCCACAAUUUCUGAAAGUCAUUACGUUCACUUACACUAAAUGAAACCUCUAUGAAUGUGUUAAGGAAUGUAAUGAAUGUGUUAGGGAAUGUAAAGGUACUGCAAUUUAUACACAGACACAGAUUAACUUAUUUGCAACAAACAUUUAUGUACCUGUAAUACUGUAAGAUCAACAGCGCCAUUUGUGCAAAAAUAAACAAACAUGUAGAAAAAGUGCAUAAGCUAUAACACCAUCAGGCCUGCUCUCUCCUAAUCAGUGUAACUGAACUAUUAAAAAGACGAAAAAAUGGUUCAACUCACUGUUAAAUAGUCAGAUUUCACUUCAAAUCGCAUCAGGAUUUAAACCUAUUAACGGGAAAGAAAGACAAACGUGCUAUCAGUGGCAGGAACUGCAACUAUUUCAUUAUAACAUUUUCAACUUCAAAAUAACGAGCAAACAAAUUAAUAAAUGGAGCUAUACCAUAGAUCAGUGGUUCUAAAAUGGGGGUACUUGAAGGUAUGCCAAGGGGUACGUGAGAGUUUUAAAAAAUAUUGUAAAAAAUAGCAAAAGUCCUUUAUAAAUAUAUUUAUUGAAUAAUACUUCAACAAAAUAUGAAUGUAAGUUCAUAAAGUGUGAAAAGAAAUACAACAAUGCAAUAUUCAGUGUUGACAUCUAGAUUUUUUGUGGACAUGUUCCAUAAAUAUUGAUGUUAAAGAUUUCUUUUUUUGUAAAGAAAUGUUUAUAAGUAAGUUGAUGAAUCCAGAUGGAUCUCUAUUACAAUCCCCAAAGAGGACACUUUAAGUUGAUGAUUACUUCUAUGUGGAGAAAUAUGCAUUUAUAAUUGAUCACUUCUUUAUUUUUCAACAAGUUUUUACUUAUUUUUAUAUCUUUUUUUCCAAAUAGUUGAAGAAAGACCACUACAAAUGAGUAAUAUUUUGCACUGUUAUACAAUUUAAUAAAUCAGAAAGUGAUGACAUAGUGCUGUAUUUUACUUCUUUAUCUCUUUUUUUCAACCAGAAAUGCUUUGCUGUGAUUAGGGGGUACUUGAAUUAAAAACAUGUUGACAGGGGGUACAUCACUGAAAAAAGGUUGAGAACCACUGCCAUAGAUAACAGAAAAACAACAAUCUGUAGCAUAAAAUGUGCACACAAACAUUGUCAGUAGACCACAGAUUUAUUUUAAGGAAAGCACUUCCGGCCAGUGAGACCCUGGCUGAUGACGUCAUCUGUAACGCUGAACACUUGAGAAGCUGCAAUAGCCAAUAAGUCUAACGCCAAAGGUUUUAAACUCUGAUAAAAAGUGUCACAGCGGAAAAAUCACCGAUACAAGUCGUAUUUUGGUGAAAGUCAUGUCUCCAAUGUAGUAUUUCACGUGUAAUGAACAACAGGAUGACGUCAGAUGAGUUGUGUUAAAUGCUUACCUGUGUGUGGAUUUGGGGCUGAUUGGACUGUAAAUGUCGCUUCAAGUUUGUUGUGUUUUCCCCGUAAUCCUCGCGCUGCAUUUCUUACACGGCGUCUUGUUAUCUUUGACGUCAAAUAUAAAAUGUUCCCAAAUGUCUUCUCUCCUCUUCCAAUGUUGUCUUCUGCCGCACAUUCCCGCCGUGUCAGUCUCAAACCAAACUACGUUCACCUAACUUGCUGAACACCUCGCUCUGAUUGGUUCUCUUCCCCACUGCUCCCGCCUCUUCCUAACCAAAUGACUUCCGAUUGGAUGUCGUCUCUGGCAGACAUUUUUCUCUCCUUUUUAUUCGUUGACGAAUAUGUCAAUACACUCGUCAUCGUCUUAGUCCACGGAAAUUAGUUUUUAUUUAGUUAUUGUCUCGUUUUAGUCAGAAAAAAAGGUCGUUGACGAUAACUAUGACGAAAAUGUUUCCUCAUCAAAAUUAAAAUUAAUCGGCACAAGCCGUAAGACUAGAUCUGUCCAAAUCUAAGUCUAAGACUAGACCUGACCAAAUCUAAGUCUAAGACUAGACCUGACCAAUGUAAGUCUAAGACUAGACCUGACCAAAUCUAAGUCUAAGACUCUUUGUGACCAAUGUAAGUCUAAGAUUAGACCUGACCAAAUCUAAGUCUAAGACUAGACCUGACCCAAUCUAAGUCUAAGACUAGACCUGACCAAAUCUAAGUCUAAGACUCUUUGUGACCAAUCUAAGUCUAAGAUUAGACCUGACCAAAUCUAAGUCUAAGACUAGACCUGACCAAAUCUAAGUCUAAGACUAGACCUGACCAAUGUAAGUCUAAGACUAGACCUGACCAAAUCUAAGUCCAAGACUCUUUGUGACCAAUGUAAGUCUAAGAUUAGACCUGACCAAAUCUAAGUCUAAGACUAGACCUGACCCAAUCUAAGUCUAAGAUUAGACUUGACCAAAUCUAAGUCUAAAAAUCUUUGUGACCAAUGUAAGUGUAAGAUUAGACCUGACCAAUGUAAGUCUAAGACUAGACCUGACCAAUGUAAGUCUAAGACUCUUUGUGACCAAUCUAAGUCUAAGAUUAGACCUGACCAAAUCUAAGUCUAAGACUAGACCUGACCCAAUCUAAGUCUAAGACUAGACCUGACCCAAUCUAAGUCCAAGACUCUUUGUGACCAAUCUAAGUCUAAGACUAGACCUGACCAAUGUAAGUCUAAGACUAGACCUGACCAAUGUAAGUCUAAGACUAGACCUGACCAAUGUAAGUCUAAGACUAGACCUGACUAAUGUAAGUCUAAGACUAGACCUGACCAAUGUAAGUCUAGGACUAGACCUGACCAAUGUAAGUCUAAGACUAGACCUGACUAAUGUAAGUCUAAGACUAGACCUGACCAAUGUAAGUCUAAGACUAGACCUGACCAAUGUAAGUCUAAGACUAGACCUGACCAAUGUAAGUCUAAGACUAGACCUGACUAAUGUAAGUCUAAGACUAGACCUGACCAAUGUAAGUCUAGGACUAGACCUGACCAAUGUAAGUCUAAGACUAGACCUGACUAAUGUAAGUCUAAGACUAGACCUGACUAAUGUAAGUCUAAGACUAGACCUGACCAAUGUAAGUCUAAGACUAGACCUGACCAAUGUAAGUCUAAGACUAGACCUGACCAAUGUAAGUCUAAGACUAGACCUGACCAAUGUAAGUCUAGGACUAGACCUGACUAAUGUAAGUCUAAGACUAGACCUGACUAAUGUAAGUCUAAGACUAGACCUGACUAAUGUAAGUCUAAGACUAGACCUGACCAAUGUAAGUCUAAGACUAGACCUGACCAAUGUAAGUCUAAGACUAGACCUGACCAAUGUAAGUCUAAGACUAGACCUGACCAAUGUAAGUCUAGGACUAGACCUGACUAAUGUAAGUCUAAGACUAGACCUGACUAAUGUAAGUCUAAGACUAGACCUGACUAAUGUAAGUCUAAGACUAGACCUGACCAAUGUAAGUCUGUGAUCAUAAAGUGAUGAGGUCCAGGGAAGAGGUCUCCUAAGACCAAGCAAACAUUGCAGUUGUGAUGGUUGAACGCCCAGAGACUACCUUUAGGCUCGUGUUGUUUUAGGCCUUUGGAACCAUUCAAAACCUGAAAAGGAUCAAAGUUUUUCCAGAGUUCCUCAAAAGAUCAAUAAAAAUGUUGAAGUAAA